AUGGCAGACAAGCAGGACAUGGGGGAAAUCGCCAGCUUCAAUGAGACCAAACUGAAGAAAAUCGAAAUGCAAGAGAACACCCUGCCGACCAAAGAGACCAUUGAACAGGAAAAGAGUGAAAUCUCCUAA
Messenger RNA from Apodemus sylvaticus (European woodmouse), 129 nucleotides. RefSeq names its product thymosin beta-10-like. Gene Ontology annotation, biological process: regulation of cell migration; actin filament organization. Gene Ontology annotation, molecular function: actin monomer binding. The record is from RefSeq and is a predicted model, not a curated record. Lineage: Eukaryota; Metazoa; Chordata; Mammalia; Rodentia; Muridae. Gene Ontology annotation, cellular component: cytoplasm. The transcript has a single exon. The coding region runs from base 1 to 129 and encodes 42 amino acids.